AUGACCAGCGAGAUCGCCCCACACACCACCCUGGUCGCCAACAGCUCCUCUGCAAGCCAUGGCUACAACCAGAACACCGAACAAGGUCAUCAUCGCUGGCUGCGGCGUCGCUGGCCCAUCCUCGGUAUGUUCCUCAAGAUGAAGGGUUACGAGCCCGUCAUCUACGAGCGCAACGAUGCCCCGUCCGGACUUGGCCUCAGCCUCGCGCUGCAGCCGAACGGGCUGCGCGUGCUCCAGCUCAUCCCGGGCCUCCUCGACGAGUUCCCGCGCGGGCGCGUCGCGCAGCUGAUCAGCAACUCCAUCCUCCCCGGGGACGAGCGAGAGCUCGCGCGCGCCGACGUCAGCAAGCUCCAGGCCACGGGCAGCGGCUUUACCGCCGAGGGCGUCCGCCGGUCCGUCCUGACCUCCGCCCUCGCAAAGGGCGCCGAGGCGCGCGGCGUGCCGGUCCGUUACGGGCACCACCUCGUGCGGUUCGAAGAGAAGGAGGGCUCCGUGGUCGUUCACUUUGCGAACGGCGCGACGGACGAGGGCAGCUUCUUGGUCGGGUGCGACGGGCUGCACAGCAACACGCGCGUCGGGCUGUUCGGGAAGGAGGAGGCGACGUUCACCGGCCUCGUUCAGACUGGGGGGAUUUCGCCGAUCCCGCAGUACUUCAAGGACCGAGACCUGCGUCCGAUGGUCAACACCUACGGGGACAACAUGCACUUUAUCGCGUACACGGUAAACGAGACCCAGAUGUCGUGGGCCAUCACAGAAAGGGAGGAGGAAGCCAAAGAGACCUGGCGGCACAUGGGCGAUGAACAGAAGCAGGCUGUCAAGCAAGGCCGCUUCAGCCAGCUCCCCUCCGGCGUGGGCGAAGCCGUCCGGACCGCAGACACCCUCGUCAAGUACGGUAUCUACGACCGGCCCGCACUCACUUCUUGGCACAAGGGCCGCGUUGUCCUCAUCGGCGACGCCGCGCACCCCACCAGCCCCCACCUCGGCCAAGGCGCGAACCAGGCGUGCGAGGACGUCUACCACCUCGUCCGGCUCCUCCAGAAGCACCACCCCGACCCCACCGCGCCGCCGUCGACGGCGACGCUCGACGACGUGUUCUCCGCGCUCGAGGCGCUGCGGAUCCCGCGCACCUCGGCGCUCGUCGCGCGUGCGCGCGCGCAGGGCGAGUCGCGCGUCGUUUCUGGCGUGGAGGCGUGCCGGGCACGCGACGCGCGCGUCGUCGAGCAGUUCAAGGGCCUGCAGGGGAUCGACGCCGACUCGGACGAGGCGCGCGCGGCGGUGCGGGCGAUCUACAGCGACAUCCUCGACCAUCCGUUCAAGGACGGAGAGAGCGAGAUCUGA
Messenger RNA from Epithele typhae, 1338 nucleotides. Its product is annotated as FAD/NAD(P)-binding domain-containing protein. The record is from RefSeq and is a predicted model, not a curated record. The transcript is spliced from 7 exons. Lineage: Eukaryota; Fungi; Basidiomycota; Agaricomycetes; Polyporales; Epitheliaceae. Gene Ontology annotation, molecular function: monooxygenase activity; FAD binding. The coding region runs from base 1 to 1338 and encodes 445 amino acids.